GCAAUGCGGGCGAUAACAAUCAAGCGCCAAUGCGUAAUCCACCCGAUGCUUUUCACAAUUCAGCAGGAGCAUUGGCACAAAAUAAUCUAGUUGGUGUAAUAAUUCAAGCGAUUAAAAUGCAAUCAUUAGGGAUUUUCAAGCGUUUAACGAAUUUAAGACAAACCAUAAACGAAUGCGACGACACAACAGCAAUAGCAGGAGCAAUAGCAACUGAUGAUAUUAAAUAUACAGCAACACUUAAGACGGCAAUUGUUACUACUGGAGCAAAAACAAUACAAAACUACGUGCAUAAAAUACAAAAGCUUAUAGCAACAGCAAUGCGAACAGCUAUGGAGAAAAUGAUAAAAUCAACAGUUUUUAUUUUAAGACAACAGCAGGAACGAGAACAACAAUCAAGACAGCGGAGUAAAAAUCUUAUUAUAGAAAAUGAAUUUAAAACAUUUAAACACUUCAGUACACAGGAGACACAUGUCAGCCGCCAUGAAAAACAUGGCAUAAACUUUCGCAGAAUAUUGAGAAAGAGUCGUUUAUGUUAUUCGCCUGAUAAGAAGAUGGCAAUGACGACGUCAACAUUGCAGAGCAAUUCAAAUUUUAUGGCGAAUUUAUAUGUGAACAAUUUUCAAAAACAUAUAAAACAACAAGAAAUUUUACAUAAAUUUAAUACAAUCUAUGUAACACAUAUUUUUGAAACAACUGCUAAUAGUAACCACAACAAUAUGUUUUACAACAACUGUUGCAAUAAGCCUAAUAUUAAGCUUAUGGCAAAUAGAAUUUAUUGGUUCAUAAUUUUACUAUUUAUUACGUUUAUCUUAAGUUUAACUUUAAUCAUAAAUAUUCUUCUUCCUAAAUCUAUGGUAAAUCCCACGAAUUUUCUCACCAGCCUUUAUGGCAGAUUUCUUAGACAACAAAUGUUUAUGUUGUUAUUACAAAAAUAUCUACGAAAUAUUGUUAACAACAUACUGUGGCAUAUUGAUGUUAUAGUAAAAAUUUUCUUAAAAUAUCUAACAAUUGUAUACAGUAAAUUAAAUUUAAAUUCCACUAACAAAACAUCAACAACAACAACAACAUUAUCCUUAACAUCUUCAACAACAUUAGCAACUACUCUAACAAAAACAUCAUCAUCAUCCUUUGGCUCAUCAUUGUCUUUAUCUACAAGCACAGCAUCGGCAUCAGCUUCCUCAUCAGCAUUACCCUGUUCCACUUUAUUGUUUUGUAGAUGAAAUGUACCAGAUUAGAAAAAUUUUCAUUAUGUAUACCAAACCACAUAUUUACUAAAAAAAAACAAAUGAAAUAGAAAGAAAAGAAAAAAAAA
Messenger RNA from Lucilia cuprina (Australian sheep blowfly), 1312 nucleotides. RefSeq lists its product as uncharacterized. The transcript is spliced from 2 exons. The record is from RefSeq and is a predicted model, not a curated record. Lineage: Eukaryota; Metazoa; Arthropoda; Insecta; Diptera; Calliphoridae. The annotation marks the transcript as partial.